AUGUCUUUUCGAACUUUAAAUUCGUCAAUCGGUUGGAAUGGGAGUGAAGUGUGGGAAGUUAGUCCCUUGGACCUGGAUGUAUUCUACAAUCCCGAUGUUGUCAUCAUCGUUCUCUAUGUCGUGGUGCUGACUGCUUCCCUGUCUGCAAACACUCUGCUCAUCUUCAUAGUGAUCAAAUUCCAGUACAUGAGAAGCGUUACAAACAUAUUCCUCGUGAAUCUUUCGGUGGCUGAUCUCCUGGUGACACUGUUCUGUAUGCCGGUUCAGAUCGCUAAAUCUGUCACACUUUUGUGGUACUUUGGCGAAGUUAUGUGCAAAACUGUCAACUUUUUACAAGGAGUGGCAGUAGCAUCCAGUGUAUUUACUAUAACGGCCAUGUCAGUGGACCGGUACUUGGCAAUCACGCAGUCACUUCGUCAGCCUUGGAUGCCCUCAAGACGCGGAGCUUGUUCCCUUCUUGCAACACUGUGGUUUAUUUCCUUAGCCAUAUUUGCACCACUGCUGGCUGUGGCAGCUGUGGAAAGGGAAGAAGUUCCGAUUCUCGCAAGGAAUAAAAAUGGAUCGGUCUGGUUAGAAAGCAGCAUAGAGUUUUGUACAGAAAAGUGGCCAGAUUCCAUCAGAAAGGAGCUGUUUGGAACUUUCAGUUUUAUACUCGUAUAUGCUAUACCAGGAUGCAUUGUUGUCGUCUCAUAUUCGUUGAUGGGCCGACGUUUGUGUUCGGUGCUGCCACCGUUUGACCAGACAGAAGGAAGUGCGAACAGCCAGCAGCGUUUACGACUGGUUCGUGAGAGAAAACGCGUAGCGUGGAUACUGCUUCUGUUAGCAGUGCUGUUCGCUUUAUGCUGGCUACCUUAUAAUAUUUUGCAACUGCUGAUUGACGUUAAUGCUGUUCAAGUCGACUCUGUAGCUCUCGUGCUGCCGUAUACGCUACUACUAGGUCACACAAACUCAGCAAUCAACCCGAUAGUGUACUGUUUGAUGACUCGCAACUUCCGUCGCUCACUACGCAAGCUUCUCUGUCACGACCCCGGUAACAUACACUCUAGUACUCAUUUCAAUAUGCAAGGCUUACGACAAAAAUCCAACACGUCUAGUAUGAGAACGUACACGACUGUUACAUUUAGGAGCAGCAACAAUCAGAAUCGUCCACAAUCAACGCCCGUUCAAUACGGCAGGGUCAGUAGAAGCUCCCUGAAGGACCCCGCAUGGCACAGAGGAAAGGCUCAGUUUCUAUAG
Molecule: messenger RNA, 1236 nt
Organism: Danaus chrysippus (African queen)
Lineage: Eukaryota; Metazoa; Arthropoda; Insecta; Lepidoptera; Nymphalidae
Source: the annotation of a GenBank genome assembly